Messenger RNA from Myxocyprinus asiaticus (Chinese sucker), 4295 nucleotides. RefSeq names its product protein kinase C eta type-like. Lineage: Eukaryota; Metazoa; Chordata; Actinopteri; Cypriniformes; Catostomidae. Gene Ontology annotation, biological process: protein phosphorylation. The transcript is spliced from 14 exons. The record is from RefSeq and is a predicted model, not a curated record. Gene Ontology annotation, molecular function: diacylglycerol-dependent serine/threonine kinase activity; ATP binding. The coding region runs from base 350 to 2449 and encodes 699 amino acids.
AGUUCUUCCGCAAAGCAGGUGUUUAAAAACAGCGCCUUAUUGUCUUCUGCUCACAUAAAGACCUGUCCAUCACGACUGCCUAUAACUUCUAAUGGAUUCUUUUUUUAUUUGCACAGACAGAAGGUCUGAAACGCGAACCGGUGUGGGUCAGGAUUCAUUUGUACCUGCGAGAGAGAGAGAGCGUCGUUGUUGUUAAUAACACCAUUUGUUUAUUCAGUGCGUUUGAUGCAUAGAUGCGGAGGCUUUCUACCUGGUGUGCAUUUGAGCAUUUUCCUUUUCUCCAUUACAAUGCCAUACAUUCACUAAGCUAGUUAGGCUUAGAUUUGUAAGGCUCCACUUGAAAGACACGAUGAAGUUUAACGGGUAUCUUAAGUUGCGCAUAGGCGAAGCGGUGGACCUGAAGCCCACGACCACCUCGAUGCGCCACUCCAUGAUGUUCAAUAAGGCGAGCCAGACUCUGGACCCGUACAUCGUAGUGAAAGUGGACGAGUAUAAGAUUGGACAGACGCACACUAAGCAGAAAACCAGCAUGCCCACUUACAAUGAGGAGUUCUCCGUUCAUGUGAACGACGGCAAGCACGUAGAGUUGGCUGUUUUCCAUGACGCACCGAUCGGGUAUGAUGACUUCGUGGCCAACUGUACCAUCCAGUUUGAUGAUCUGAUGAAAAGUACAAACACAGAGGAGUCUUUUGAAGGAUGGGUUGACCUUGAACCUGAGGGUAAGGUUUACAUCCUGGUUACUCUCACAGGCUCAUUUACAGAUGAGGAUGCUGCAGGAAACACACGUCCCUACAAGGAAUUCAACCGAAAACGGCAGCAGGCAGUUCGAAGGAGAAUCCACCAAGUCAAUGGACACAAGUUUAUGUCGACCUUCCUUAAACAGCCGACGUUCUGUUUCCACUGCAAAGAGUUUAUAUGGGGUGUAUUUGGGAAACAAGGAUACCAAUGUCAAGUGUGCACCUGUGUUGUACACAAGCGAUGUCAUCAGUUUGUGGUUACAGUCUGUCCACGCAUGAAGAAACCUGCAAAGGAACAGACUACAAAUCAGGGUUUCAGUAUAAACAUUCCCCAUAAGUUCAACAUCCACAAUUAUAAGGUUCCUACCUUCUGUGACCACUGUGGUUCUUUGCUUUGGGGCCUCAUACGACAGGGACUACACUGUAAAAUUUGUAAGAUGAAUGUCCAUAUCCGCUGUAAGGGAAAUGUUGCACCGAACUGUGGAGUUAACAACGUAGAUCUGGCCAAUAAACUGGCAGAAAUGGGUCUCCAACCAGGAGGAAUGACCAAACGCAACACACUGGGUCCUGCAGGUUUGGACUUUCAGUCCCGGACGUUGAGUGUGAGAGGAUAUCGAGGGGAAUCUAACCAAGAGAAGAGUCAAAAGUUGGGAGUCUCAAACUUCACACUCCUGCAAGUGUUGGGGAAAGGCAGCUUCGGCAAGGUGAUGCUGGUCCGGUUAAACUGUUCUGAUCGGGUGUUUGCAGUGAAGGUCUUGAAGAAAGACAUCAUUCUGCAGGAUGAUGAUGUGGAGUGCACUAUGACAGAAAAACGAGUGUUAACACUCGCAUCUUCUCAUCCUUACCUCACUCAGCUCUACUGCUGCUUCCAGACACCGGAGCGUCUGUUUUUUGUGAUGGAGUUUGUGAAUGGAGGAGAUCUGAUGUUUCAUAUUCAGAAAUCCAGAAAGUUUGAGGAGAACAGAGCGAGAUUCUACUCUGCGGAAAUCACUUCUGCUCUCAUAUUCCUUCACAGCAAGGGGAUCGUAUACAGGGAUCUGAAGUUAGAUAAUGUUCUGCUGGAUAAGGAUGGUCAUUGUAAACUGGCUGACUUUGGCAUGUGUAAGGAGGGAAUGUUUGAGGGUGUUGUCACAGGAACCUUCUGUGGAACCCCAGAUUACAUUGCUCCUGAGAUCCUCCAGGAGAUGCUGUAUGGGCCUUCGGUUGAUUGGUGGGCUCUCGGUGUGCUUCUGUAUGAGAUGCUAUCUGGCCACGCCCCAUUUGAGGCAGAAAAUGAGGAUGAUCUGUUUGAGUCCAUCCUGAACGAAGAGAUCAUUUACGCAUCCUGGCUGAGCGCCAGUGCUGUUGACAUACUCAAAGCGUUUCUGAUGAAGAAUCCAUCUCGCCGCCUGGGUUGCGUGGCUGCAGAUGGCGGAGAGAGUGCUGUUACCCGUCACCUAUUUUUCACUGGCAUUGACUGGGACAAACUUAAUCGUCGAGAGCUAGAACCGCCUUUCAAGCCCAGAAUUAAAACUGCAGAAGACGUGAAUAACUUUGAUCCAGACUUCACCCAAGAGGAUCCCACUCUUACCCCCAUUGAUGACUCCCCCAUCCCCUCAGUCAGUCAGGACGAGUUCUGUGACUUUUCUUUCACCUCUCCUGAACUUUUGAAAUUGGUUUCUGAGACACAGGGCAGAGGCGAAGAAAUAUAUGAUGCCAUGGAACCAAACUAAUUGUGAUGUCAAAAUGGAAACUUUUGGAAGUUCUAGGAACAUCUACUGUAGGUACUGGCUUAUUGAAACAGGUGAAAGACUUUAAGUCAACUUCAGUGGUUAUGUCUGAGAAAACAACGUUUUUUUCGGUUAGCAUUUUAGUCUGUACCUAAACUGUUAUUGUUUAGGCCUACGCUACUGCUUUGACAUGAUGUAGGUUAAUGUGUCUUUGGGUCAGAAGCAUCAUGAGGGAUACAGAGAGAUCUUCAUGAGAGACUUUACAUGCACUCUACCCCAGAAGACACCAAUUCUGCCCUCAAGCAGGGCUGCUUUAUACAGCAGCAUCUGAGAGCUGAUCAUGAACUACUCUGUUCCAAAUCGCACCGAUCUUGUUGGUUUGCCCCAGUGUUCAGUUCCAAAUGUUUAGAAGACUUGAUUUGAUCUCUCUGCACUUGCUGUGUCUACCACAUCCAAACAUGGAGCAGCAGCAUCACUAUUUCUCUUAGCAUUGCUGUCCAUGAACAAGGAAAAUUACUCUCAGGUGAAUGUAUGAAUGGAAGCUCUAGUUUUGUUUAAUAUAUGCACACAUUUCUGUGUUUCUCUGGGCCAUUUAUUACUUUGUUUGUUUGGUUGGUUGUUUGUUUGAUUGGUAUUACAUUUCAGGUCAGAAUUUCAUCUGUGAUUUAGCCCAAGUAUCUGUAGAAGUUUUUAUUGUUCAUAAAGGUUGUAGAAUUAAGUACUCUGCAGUAAGACCUUCUGUGUCUGUGACUCCAUCAAAAGCCCUCUGAGGGGUUAAAAGGAUAACACACUCAGAUGAGACUUUGACCCGUUUAAAUUCUUUAAAAUAAGGCCAGCAUUGCUUCCGUCUUGUCCUCAUCAUUCUUUACAGUCACUUAUUUGGACUUUCUCAGUCCGGGCAGAGCAAAAUUUAUUUCGGUGUAUGUUUCCAUGUUAGUACAUACUGGUCACUGAUUUCCAGUUAUUACUUUUUGUGCAGUAGUUUUACAAUGUCUAUAAGAGCCAGAGCAGAAAGAGAGCAAGAGCAACUUUGUGUGUAAUCUCUAUCAAACUUCUCUAUGUAUAGUAUAACACAUAUUCAUCCAUUUUAUGGUAGUGACUCAUUCCACAGUAAUUCCAUAGGGAAAUGGAGGGUGAUGUAACCACUUAUGGUUAAUCUGGCCAUGCCACCAUUACAAUUCUUUAAAUAAUUGUUAUUAAGAUUGUAAACAAAACUUUGAACAGUCAAAAGGAUAAGUUGGAAUCCUCAUUAACCUUAGAAUCAGAGACUCAACUCAGACAAGUCUGAAAGGUUAGAGGUAGGUGUCUAAAGGUUUGAAGAAAAGAUAUUAUACUAAUAAAAACAGUAAUGAGUUUGUCAAAGACUUCUGCCAUAACAUGCUUGCAUCAUUUUGCUAGGGAUGAAGAAUUGAUGCAAAUGGAAGAAUUAGCAACAGAUCUCUGGUCUCGAGUGUGAAAAACAUUCAAGAUGUCAUGGGAGAUCUGAUUAAGCAACUUGCCCAUACAAGUCUGGCCCAGCCCUAAUUACAUCAGAGGAAGGUUUGCUAGAGAAUCCACAUCACCUUCCUAUGGGAGACAGCACCCCUGAGAGCCAACAUACACCUCACAUACACUGAGAGCUGUGUUAAGUCAUUUACAGUCAUUGGCAACAGGUGAAGGUAGGCGGACUAGGAAAUCCUUGUUUGGUCAUGGAUGGUCUCUUGUGGCCCUUGGAUGACUUUGCUUACAUUGGCCUACACAGAGGAGAUCCCUGGUCCUUCCUUACCAGUUACCACAAAUAUUAUACAGUACAUUGUCAUUUUUGUCUUGCAUAAUAUCACCCCUUUAUUCUUCUUCAAACAUCUAUCCA